CGGCGCAGUGCUGGUGGGGGGGACGCAGAGUUAACAGGACUUCAUGGACCAGCAUGUCACAGCAGCAGCGUUUUCUAUGUCUUCUUGUCCACGAUGCACUUUAGGAUUUCAAUAAGAUGCGUGUGUGUUUGCAGAUAAUCAUCUUCCUCCUCUUCUGCUUCCAGCCGCUGCGAGCUCAGGAUCCCGCCUGUUGCCAACAUGCUGCCGAGUUAUCGCCUUGCAAAGAAGCUUGUGACCAGCUUGCCACAAUAAAGAGUGAGUCACGUCUGAAGCAUCUCCUCCAGAGGUUACCCAGUUACUGUCCAGAGGCUAUGAAUGAACUUUGGACGUGCAUCAACUCUACACUUCCAGGAGUAUCCAGGAAGUCAGACGGCUGGGUGGGGCUUGGCUGCUGCGAGCUGGCCAUCUCAACCGAGUGUCGCAGGGUGUGCAAACAGGCAUCAUCUAAAAAUGACAUAACAAAACUAUGCAAAAAAGCCACAGAGAACGCCCUCUACAGCUGCAUCACCAAAAAUGAAAUGGGCUCCACAUGCUGCAGCUAUGCAGGACGUCACACCAACUGCAGGGAGUUCUGCCAGGCCAUCUUCAGGACCGACUCGACCCCCACUGUGUCCCAGAUCAACGCCGUCAAGGAUUACUGCCAAAGUCACAGCACUCAGCUGCUCAGCUGCGUCAGCAACUUCACCAAGUCUUACCCCAAGCCCAACCCCAGAGACAGUAUGCACUGCUGCGAUCGGGCCGAGGCCACCCACUGCCAGGUGGCCUGUCGGAAAAUCCUCAGCACCAUGCGAACGGAGCACGAGAUCAUGGAGGGUCUGAUCACCGAGUGCGACUCCCAGCCCCUCCCUCAGGAGCCCAUGUGGCAGUGCUUCCUGGGCAGCGCCAACCCUCCACCCCCCCCUGAGGAGGAGGUCCCCCACCCCGCCAAGAUGGACUGUGCCAAGCUGCACUGUUGCUCCAAAGCCAAUACCUCUCUCUGCAGGGACAUGUGUCAGGAGAUCAGCACCAACUGGGGCAGCCAGACGUGGCAGGACUUCGACCAGCGCUGCGAGUACAACCUGGUGGAGACGGAGCUCAUCAACUGCCUGGCCGACGUCCGGGAGCCCUGCCAGCUCGGCUGCAAGGACCUCAGCUACUGCACCAACUUCAACAACAGGCCGACGGAGCUGUUCCGCAGCUGCAACGUCCAGUCGGACCAGGGCGCCAUGAACGACAUCAAGCUCUGGUCCAACGGCACCAUCAAGAUGCCCUUCAUGAACAUCCCGGUGCUGGACAUAAGGAAGUGUCUCCCGGACAUGUGGAAGGCCGUGGCCUGUUCCCUGCAGAUCAAACCCUGCCACAGCAAAUCCAGAGGGAGCCUCAUAUGCAAGUCUGACUGUGUGGACAUCUUGACUCAGUGCGGAGACAGGAAACGUUUCCACGAAGGACAAACACCAGAGAGGAUCUGUGAGCUGCUGUCGCCCAUAGACGACCCUGAACGCUGCAUCCCUCUCCACAGAUACCUCAUUCCCAGUUCCCUCGGCAACAGCAUCAUCGAGGAGGUCAUCCACCCGUGCAACCCCAACCCCUGUCCCAGCAACCAUCUCUGCCAGGUCAACAGGAAAGGCUGCGUGGACGAGCUCAGCUGUCAGCCGUUCGUCUGCGUUCCAGGCUGUAAACUGGGCGAGGCCUCUGAGUUUCUGGUGCAGCUGGACGCUCGUAUCCAGGUCCCGACUCGUAACGGCCCGGCCGGCUGCUACGAGGUUUGCACCUGUGGGGCCAGCGGGCGUCUGGAGAACUGCUUGGAGAUGCCGUGCGUGGACACCAACAAGCCCUGCGUCAUAGGAGGCCAGAGGAAGAGUCAUGGGACGUCCUUCAAGAUCAACUGUAACCCCUGCUCCUGCUUCGCCGGCGACGUCAUCUGCUCCAACAGGAAGUGUCUCGGCUUCAGCAGCUCAGAGGACGAGCAUCAAGUCUUCACCGGUCUCCCCUGCAGCUGUCCCGACCGCUUCGUCCCAGUGUGCGCCAUUAAUGGACGGACGUACCCGAGCGCCUGCGUGGCUCGCUGCAUGGGCUUCAAGGACCACAUGUUCGUCUACGGCCAGUGUCGCUUCAGUAGCCCCUGCAUCGUCAAACCCUGCGCGAAGAACCAGAGGUGCGUCAAAAAGUACCGGGUGUGUCUCAGCGACUCGUCCGACUGCCCCCAGUACGAGUGCGUGGGCCGACUGGGACCCUGCGACAAGAACAGCGUGGAGCCGGCCUGCGACACCGACGGCUCCGUCCACCCCAGCCUGUGCCACCUCCAGCAGGCCGGGAAAAUCCUGGCCUACAUGGGCCACUGCCAGGACGCCUGCAGGAAGCCACAACUGGUGUGUGGACACAACGGAGAGACGUACGACACCGUGUGCGACGCCUUCGCCGACCGGGUGGCUGUGGACUACCAGGGGCCCUGCCACACCGUGGGCCCCGUGUCCGACGUGGCCCCCGACUCGGCCUGUAGCUCCGUGUCCUGUCCAGCUCUGUCCACUCCGGGCUGCCGUCCCGUCACGCCGCCCGGAGCCUGUUGUCCCAUCUGUGCCAGUAUGUUGCUGAUCCUGUUGAACCAGGAGCAGAUGAACGCUUUCUCCAAGCUGAACAAGAACCAGCCGGUGACCGUCCACGACGUCCUCCAGGUCCUGCGGCUCCACGUCUCCGUUCCACAGUGCGACGUCUUCGGCUACCUGAGCAUCAACCACGAGCUGGUGGUGCUCAUCGUCCCGGUGGACCAGCAGCCAACGCCGCUGCAGGUCGAAGCCUGCAGUAAGGAGGCGGAGAAGAUCGAUUCCCUCAUCAACUACGCCAGCCCCACCCUGGUCUCCCACGUCCCCCUCUCGGCCUUCCUCGCCUCCGAGAUCCAGACCUCCUACAUCCACUCGUCCGGGGCCUCGCUGCCUUCGCCCCGGCCCCCCGGCCUCUGCUUCCUCCUGGCCCUCCUGGUGGCUGCAGCCCCCGGCCUCCUCCACCUCUGAGUGCCUAUUACCUGAGAACUUUUUCCAAAGUAGCCGCCCUCCCUCCCCCUUCCCCUCCCGUCCCUCCCGGUUUCCUGGGAGGGACGGGGUGUCAGGAGGUGAGUGUGUUCAGGCGACAAUCAUUCUUGACUGACCUGCGUUUCAAACAAUCAGAGCGGUGGAAGAGCUGUUAUUAAGAAGGAGGAAAAAUCAAAGCUUUUGUGUGAACAGUGUUAUUAUUCCAGACGUGAGGUGAAGUGUGCGAGUGUUUGUAUGUGAGAGUGACCUUUUUAAAGAAGCGCUUGGCUUCGUACCAGCGCUGUUUACCCAUUAGUCCCCAGCUGCACGUUCUCCUCAGAAAGCUGUAAAUGUUUCAUGACUCAUUCUGCUGGUGUGUGUGCAGACAAACUCCUCAUCUGGCAGCACAUCUGUUUGACAAAUCACCUGAAACUCCCUUAAUCCACGCAGCUAAGUGACACGUCUCCAGCCUCUGGUACAUGACAAAUGCACAACCUGUACCACGGUGUGUGGUAUAAGUACAUAUAUAUAUAUAAAUAUAAAUCUAUAAAUACAUGUGAGGUGUACAUGGACCUAGAGUUUGAACCUCUAACCUCAGCAGUGUUAGAGCCGUGCUCAUGGACUGAGUCGGCUCCAGUGAAACUAAAAAAAAACGGUGAGACGUUCUCCAAAUUAAAUCUAUUGAACCUGAUGUGGUGCUCAUAAAAUAUCUUAAACACGCUGCAUUAAAAACAAAGUAUUAUCCAUAAUAAUCCAUCACGCACUUAAACGGAGCGGCUGCAUCAGACAAACUUGUUCUAAAAAUGGAUUCGUCUUCAUUUAGAGCCAUAUACAAGCUUCAGUUACAUCAUUUUCAUAAUGAUUAAGUGGGUUCGUGUUAAAAUAAAAUCUUCUCUGCGUGUUACUUUCAGAAAACUUUAUCCUUAACCUAUGAAACCAGAAAGAGAAAAACAUUUACAGGGUUGAAUUUACCUUCCUCAGAGGCUACGGUGCCGCAACUGAAGAAUAAAAUGCACAAAUGUUGAGAUUUAAAAAGAGGAGGAAAUGUUGGUUGAAGUGUAGUUUCAUGUCCCAUCACUUCUUACCUGCUGCUGUUGGCUAGGCUAGUUAGCUAGGCUAGUUAGCUAAGCUAGUUAGCUGGUGUCUUCUAAAUGUGUUGCAUUGAAUGCAUUGACUCAAAUGAUUUUAAAUUCAUUUUAAAUUCAUUGGUUAAUUGGUUAAUUAACUCGUCGUGUGUCGUCUCUGAACCAAAUAAUACAUUAUCUCAGUGGAACUUCUUUUUGAAAAGCUGGUUCCUCUGAUGAAUCCACUACGGUUAAAACUAAAGUCACAUUGGGACACGGUUGCUAACGGCGACCACAAUCCAAAACUCAGGACUGUGUCUGGUGAACAUCAUGAUCAAAUCAUUACGAAAAAAAAAAAAAAAAAGUCCUCUGGAGGCGAAGCUCAAAUGUCCGAUUGUCUGUGAAUGCAACCAGAAUCCAUCGCCUCAUGCUAAUGAUGCUAAGCUAAUGGUACAGUCCAGUUUUACCGAACUGAGUCCUGACUCCUGUGUUGGAGGUAUUUUAUGAGCACCACCUUUAAAACCCUCCGUGUGAGGCCAGUAGCUCCGAGAAGCUUUUAAAGGGACGUUUUCUUGUCUGUACAUAUAUAAUAAAUAAAUAAACUAGAAGCCAUUUAAUGAGAAAAGAGGACAAUCAUCUAGUCAGUGCCUCCUGCGCCCCCUGUCUGGGUGGAGAGGACCUACCACACUAUGCCUCGCAUAUAGUGUCUUAUAUGAAGUAAAAAAAUAAAAAAUGCAAUAACUUUAUAUUUGUGUUAAGAAAUGUUUAUAUUUGUAUCUGAUUGUGAUGAUGUCACCUAUGUGCCAUGUUUUUUUUUUUUGUUUUUUUUUAAUCUUUAUUGCAUGAUGACAAUUAUGAAGUGUGUUUUCUCCAGAAUGUAUUAGUGUGUUUGUUUCUUUCUGCCUGUACAGCACAACAUGUGUCUCCUCCUCAAACAGUAUUACCGUGCUAGGCAGCUCUGUAGCAUUAUUGAUAUUAUUAUUAUUAUUAAUAUUAUUAUUAUUAUUAUUAAAUGGUUAUUGUUA
Molecule: messenger RNA, 5073 nt
Organism: Mugil cephalus (flathead mullet)
Lineage: Eukaryota; Metazoa; Chordata; Actinopteri; Mugiliformes; Mugilidae
Gene: reck
Product: reversion-inducing-cysteine-rich protein with kazal motifs
Exons: 21
Coding region: 117-2987 (956 amino acids)
Biological process (GO): sprouting angiogenesis; blood vessel maturation; extracellular matrix organization
Cellular component (GO): plasma membrane
Molecular function (GO): protein binding; metalloendopeptidase inhibitor activity
Source: RefSeq, a predicted model, not a curated record